Molecule: messenger RNA, 1074 nt
Organism: Amaranthus tricolor (Joseph's coat)
Lineage: Eukaryota; Viridiplantae; Streptophyta; Magnoliopsida; Caryophyllales; Amaranthaceae
Product: peptidyl-prolyl cis-trans isomerase FKBP16-4, chloroplastic-like
Exons: 10
Coding region: 124-822 (232 amino acids)
Molecular function (GO): peptidyl-prolyl cis-trans isomerase activity
Source: RefSeq, a predicted model, not a curated record
GUAGUUAAGGAGCUCAUAACAUUUCUCUUCUCAGUGGACGAAAUUGGAGUUUUGAGACUUCACAAUCACACCUUUGCAAAAAUUCCCAUCUUCCACCAAAUCCCCAAAUUGGGAAAUCAAUCCAUGGAACUUGCCCUUUUCUCUCAUCAUCAUACUCAACUCUUCUACAAAUCCACCAAUCUAUUUUCCCCUUCACGUACAAUACCCAGUAGCAGAAACUUAUCGGUAUUACAUUGUAGUUGUUCUUCAUCAUCAAAUGGAAAUGAUUCUGAUAAAGCUGUAACUUUAUCUUUGGCUAAUGAAGGUAGAAGGGCAUUGAUGACUUGUUUUGUUAUGGCAGCUGCUGGGCUGUGUAUCCCUGAUCUAGCUGGUGCUGUCAGCACAAGCAGAAGAGCUCUUAGAGGAGCAAAGAUACCUGAGACUGAAUUUAAAACACUUCCCAAUGGUCUAAAGUAUUAUGACUUGAAGGUUGGAGGCGGGCCACAAGCUGUAAAGGGAUCUCGUGUAGCAGUGCAUUAUGUUGCAAAAUGGAAGAAUAUCACUUUUAUGACUAGUAGGCAAGGGUUGGGAGUCGGUGGUGGAACGCCAUAUGGCUUUGAUGUUGGCCAGUCGGAACGAGGGACAGUUUUAAAAGGGCUAGAUCUUGGUGUUGAAGGCAUGAGAGUAGGUGGCCAGCGAUUACUGAUAGUCCCGCCUGAAUUAGCAUAUGGAAGUAAGGGCGUUCAAGAAAUCCCGCCGAAUGCAACAAUCGAGUUGGAUGUGGAGCUAUUGUCCAUCAAGCAAAGUCCUUUCGGGACUCCAGUAAAGAUUGUAGAAGGAUGAAAAGCUUCAAUUUUAUGUGCAGAUUCUUAGCUGCUGAGUUGGGAGAACUGGAAAUGUGCGCAAUAUUCUUUCUUGUGAUUGUAAUUCUCGUCAAUAUAUUCCGUUUCCUGUAAACUUAUAGUAUUUCGAUGACUGAAAAUACAACCUAAAAUUGUACGUUCCAUAACUCUGUAUCUCACUUAGAUACAUAUUCUCAAUAAGCACAAAUUUCAUAUCAAAAAUAAUCAACAGUUGAAAUGCUUCAAGUUCAAA